GAAAGUGAGACCAGGAUAAGACCACAGUGGCUGAGAAGUGAUGAUCGGUCACACAGCCAGCCGCUGCGCUCUGCUGCUCUGGAUCCGGCUGAUUAUUUUUCACCCUUUCACCGUUUCUCCUCCACUUUUCUUCCUCACAUCAUUUCACUGAAACCAGAGCAACAGGAUUGUUUUUGGUGCUUGAGGAGGAGCUGAAAGAUGAAAAUGGGAAAAAGAAACAGCUGAGAUAAUCCUGGACCGCUCCAAACAUUCCCAAACUGAAUCGUUUCCUGCUGCUUUUCAUCGGCUUCGUCAGUUUCCUCCUCAGCUUCUUCAUGGACAGAGUUUUUAUGCGCAUGAAGCUGCCAGGAUACAUCAUGGGCUAAGAACAUGGACAACAGAAAUUUACCAAACAGAAUCAUAGAAUCAGUUAUAAAUAAAGGUGACACUUAUCAAAAUCUUAACCCAUUCAGGACUUGCUGUAACAAAGAGAAGAAGUAAAGAUGAACUCCACGGCUCAGCAAGGCUUGAUCCCAUGCUACCUGAACCGGACCCUGUGCCUGGGAACUCUGCCAGAGAAAGACGUUUCCGGAGAGGAGAAGGAUUCCUCUGCUGGCUGCUACGAGCAGCUGCUGAUUUCCACCGAGGUCUUUCUCACUUUGGGCAUCAUCAGUCUGCUGGAGAACAUCCUGGUGGUCGCUGCCAUCAUCAAGAACAAGAACCUCCAUUCCCCGAUGUACUUCUUCAUCUGUAGCCUGGCGGUCGCCGACAUGUUGGUCAGCGUCUCCAACGCCUCGGAGACGAUCGUCAUAGCGCUGAUCAACGGCGGCAGCCUCACCAUCCCCGUCACGUUCAUCAAAAGCAUGGACAACGUGUUCGACUCCAUGAUCUGCAGCUCUCUGCUCGCCUCCAUCUGCAGCUUGCUCGCCAUCGCCAUCGACCGCUACAUCACCAUCUUCUACGCCCUGCGGUACCACAACAUCGUCACCAUCCGGCGGGCGUUGCUGGUCAUCGCCGGCAUCUGGACGUGCUGCACCGUCUCUGGCAUCCUGUUCAUCAUCUACUCGGAGAGCACCAUGGUGCUCAUCUGCCUCAUCACCAUGUUCUUCACCAUGCUGGUCCUCAUGGCGUCGCUCUACGUUCACAUGUUCCUGCUGGCGCGCCUGCACAUGAAGCGCAUCGCCGCCCUGCCGGGCAACGCGCCCAUCCAGCAGCGCGCCAACAUGAAGGGCGCCAUCACCCUCACCAUCCUGCUGGGGGUGUUUGUGGUGUGCUGGGCGCCCUUCUUUCUGCACCUCAUCCUGAUGAUCACCUGCCCCAGGAACCCCUACUGCACCUGCUUCAUGUCGCACUUCAACAUGUACCUCAUCCUCAUCAUGUGCAACUCCGUCAUCGAUCCCAUCAUCUACGCUUUCCGCAGCCAGGAGAUGAGGAAGACCUUUAAGGAGAUCUUCUGCUGCUCACAGGCUCUCUGGUGUAUUAGCUUUCUGUGAGACGCUCCAGGUAGUUCAUCUGUAAUCAGUGUGCAGUGCAAAGCUGCAGGUCUGCAGGAUAAGUGGGGUUGAUUAGACGGUUGGCUAACACAGAGGAUUUGUCUGCAGUCCACAAUGUUGUGAAUCUAAAAGGAUGAAGAGCCUGAAAUGUCAGUUUUGCAGCUGCACAGAUUGAAAAUGCUUCAGCAUAUGAUGUUUUUAAAGCACAUUAGACAGCUAAGAAUGAGAUAAGAGACUAACUUUGUUACAACUGAGAUUACUUUAUGUCUCCAUUGGUUUUUGAACAUGGAACCAUUGGGGUAGGACUUUAUAGCAUCGCCACAUAAGGUGAUAUGACAUUACUCUUAACUGUAAUCAUAAUAUUUACUUAUAAGGUGAUCAUACCUUAUAAGGCAACCACAGUAUUGCAUUAUAAAGCGAUCAUUACAUUAUAAUUAUAACUUACCCUUAUAAGGUAAUCCUGCAAUCACAACUUUGUCUUAUAAGGUGAGUUUUUCUCUUUAAAUUAAUCACACCAUUGAUUUCUGAGGUAACCAUAACUUUGCCUUAUGAUGUAAUCAAGGAUAAAAAUAAUGCCUUAAAAGGUAAUCAUACCAUUGUUUACUGAGGCAACCAUGACAUUGCCAUAAAAGGAGGCCUAUUGCUUCAUAAGGUUAUCAUAGCAUUACUGUACAUAGCUGUCAAAGAUAUUUUUAUUCAAUGAUAACAUUAAUGUAUAUGUCAAUGAUGAGGCUAAAGAAAGAAAGAGGAUUGUAAUUCUGUUUACCAAAGGGGUGAAUCUGUGUGAUGAAGUCUUGCUGCUUUCCAGAUGUUUUUGAAUAAAUUUAAACUCUACAACAUUAUUCAUGAAGUUCAUCUUAGAGCUAAACCAACAUGGGAGCUAAUUCUGAAGCGCUAAAGCUAAAAACAAUAAAAUACUGCAGAAUUACUCAAUGCUAUAUUUAGCGUUUUAUCACUGAGUCGACCAAUCGCGGAUUGUCACAUGACACAUUGUAAGCCAAUAGCGUCCCUUCAUCGUCGACCAAUCACGCCCUCUCCUGUAAUCGCUUUUUUUUUUUUCAUUUUUGGUCACCUUUAUUGAACUGAAAGUUUACAAAACAGCCAAAUAAAUUAGUGUUUUAAAACUUAAUUCAGUUAAAGGAAGCUAGGUGUGCUAAAUGUUUGCAAGUUUAGCAAAGGCGCUAAACGAAGCAUUAGCUCUGCUAUUUAUAGCAGAGCUAAUUAUAAUGUGAUUGUGCUAAUUGCAAUGCGCUAAUUAGCACAUUAGCAGGUUAGCGGAAGUGUACCCACCGCUUUGAUUUCAUCACAGCACAAAUUUCAAGAACAAUAUUGGUCUCUUUCCAGCACAAAUCAGCUAAACUUUAUUAUAAAACUAUUUUCUUUUAUAGCAAACUUUCAGUACAAAAUAAGAAUUGUUUACUUCAAACCCUCAGGCAAAAAAGUAAUGUCAUUAAGUUAAAAGUUGUCAAAGAAAAUUCAACAUUGGACAAUGUUGAGCUAAAAAAAUAAUCUGAAAUAUUUGAUGGCACCAUUCACAGGUUCAAACAGGGUAAAAAAAAAAUCUGCUUGUUUCUCAUCUACGCUCUUGUAAGUUUGUGUAAGUAUUUGUGUAAAUUUGCACAUUUGAGUUAUUCACACUGGCACUUUAAGCAUGUGGUUAUAAGUAAGUCUAUUUUUCAGUGUGUUUGUGUGAAAGGGAGGAGUAUAAUUAAUGUAGGUUUUCUCUGUGUGUCUGACCUGCUGCUUUUUUAAAUCUUUGCCUUAAUGGUGUUGCACUGUGAUAUAAAAAGAAACCGUAUUCUGUAUGAAAGUGUCUCAGAAAAAAAAGAUUAUGUACAGUUUUGAUGUUUUAAGUGUUGCCUUUUUAAUGUGCACCUCUGUAAACUUGAAUUGCAUUCAAACGCUCACAAAACGCACAAGAGAACAGAUGUAAACAGGGUGUCUUAUCAGCUCCGCCUGACAUGUGACUCAUGCAACUGAAAAACAUGUUUUGUAUUUUUUUUCCCAUCAGUGCGUACUGUGAAUCACUGCUGCUGUGACUUGAAUAAAUCAUAAUGCAACCUGA
Xiphophorus hellerii (green swordtail) is the source of this 3537-nucleotide messenger RNA. Its product is annotated as melanocortin receptor 4-like. Gene Ontology annotation, cellular component: membrane. Gene Ontology annotation, molecular function: melanocortin receptor activity. Bases 483 to 1472 code for a protein of 329 amino acids. The transcript has a single exon. The record is from RefSeq and is a predicted model, not a curated record. Lineage: Eukaryota; Metazoa; Chordata; Actinopteri; Cyprinodontiformes; Poeciliidae. Gene Ontology annotation, biological process: G protein-coupled receptor signaling pathway.